Messenger RNA from Fraxinus pennsylvanica, 534 nucleotides. The record is from the annotation of a GenBank genome assembly. NCBI's taxonomy places the organism in Eukaryota, Viridiplantae, Streptophyta, Magnoliopsida, Lamiales, Oleaceae.
AUGCCUGUGUCAGCUGCUUGCUAUAUCAGAGGGGGUGGCUUCAAUAAUGUUUUUGUGAUUGGAGCCGAUGCUCUCUCUCGAUAUGUCGAUUGGACGGAUAGAGGAACCUGUAUUCUCUUUGGUGACGCUGCUGGUGCUGUGCUAGUACAGGCCUGUGAUAGUGAAGAGGAUGGUUUAUUUGCUUUUGACUUGCAUAGUGAUGGUGAAAGACUAAGGCACUUAAACACCACCAUCAAGCAAAAGGAAACAGAUCAUUUGUUAGAGAAGGCAGGUCUUACUGGAUCCAGCAUAGGCUGGUUGCUGCUUCAUCAGGCAAACCAGAGGAUAAUCGAUGCAGUCGCAACACUUUUGGAGGUCCCAUCUGAACGUGUUAUAUCCAACUUGGCAAACUACGGUAACACAAGUGCUGCGUCCAUUCCAUUGGCAUUGGACGAGGCUGUACGAAGUGGGAACGUGCAGCCAGGCCAUACUAUUGCAGCUGCUGGAUUCGGAGCUGGUCUUACAUGGGGCUCGGCCAUCAUUAGAUGGGGAUGA